Molecule: messenger RNA, 483 nt
Organism: Saccoglossus kowalevskii
Lineage: Eukaryota; Metazoa; Hemichordata; Enteropneusta; Harrimaniidae
Product: coactosin-like protein
Biological process (GO): regulation of actin filament polymerization
Cellular component (GO): site of polarized growth; cortical actin cytoskeleton; actin filament
Molecular function (GO): actin filament binding
Source: RefSeq, a predicted model, not a curated record
CAAUCCUAGUCGAGUCACUGAAUCUCCAGGUGGAACAUACACUUCUUGCGUCGUACCUCUUGUCCCUGGAAAUACAUAGCAACCAUGUCAGGUAUUGACACAGACGCUGUAAAGACUGCUUACGAGGAUGUGAGAGAUGACAGAUCUGAAACAUCCUGGGUGUUUCUUAAAUACAAAGAUAAUAAAAUCGUAUGUGACAGUGUGGGGACGGGAUUUGAAGAAUUCAAGUCGAAAUUCACAGACGACGAACGCGGGUUUGGAUUUAUACGCCUGGUGACUGGAGAUGAGAUGAGUAAACGGUCAAAGUUUGCACUCAUAACUUGGAUAGGACAAGACGUCAGCACGCUAAAGAAAGCCAAAGUCAGUACGGAUAAAGGUCUCGUCAAACAAAUAAUCCAGCUUUCCAAUAGAGGUAACCCGGAUGUCACAUUGAUUGCAGCACCCGGUGUGCUUGCAAACGACACAAUUAUUUUACCGUUAUAG